GGGCGGUGUCGCUGCUAUUGACGCAACAGCCGCCAAAAUCAAAAACUUCCAGUGGAAUCGGACCAGGCGCUUACAGAAAAAUAAAGGGAAAGAGUUGCGAAACAUGGAGGGAGCAACCGCGAAAGGUGUUUUGAGUCACCUGAGCCUGCUUGAAGUUCAAGCUCGGAGUCGUAAAGGUCAGCCUCAGCAGCAGAGCCGUGUGAAGGAGCCUCAGCAGCAGAGCCGUGUGAAGGAGCUGAAGGCUAAAGUUGAAGCCCUGAGGAUCCAGAGAGAGCAGCUGAGGGCACAGAUACAGAUACACAAGGACCUCCAGAGACUGAGAUCGCGUAUGAACAAACAGUGUGCAGAUGAAGAAGGGGAGAACAUGGAAGAAGACUUGGAAAACUCAAAACUUUUGCAGCUGAUGGCCAGACAUACUGAGCUGAAAGAUCUUCUACAUGCUCAUCACCUCAUUGGUGGGUAUGACAUCAUAAAGUCUGACAAAGGUAAAGGAGUGUGUGUAUCUAUCGCAACGGCUUAUGAGGGCGUCUUCUUAGACACGUUUAACCUGGAGAUUGAUUUGAAGCCAAUGGUGAAGAUUAGUCGCCACAACAUCCCCCCCUUUAUUCCGGUCAACGGCCUCGCUGAACAGAACAACAUGCAGACAGACAUGACGGCGUUUCUGGACAUGCUCAGUCAGCAUCUCAACGCCUUUGCAGGUCGCAAGCAGCAGCUGAAGCUUGUUCAGGAGCAACACAAGUCAGUCGAGGUGAUGGAGAGUAACGUUUUGUGUUCAGUACUAGUGCUGUUAUUCACUCUGCCGAGAGAAAAGACGGCUGUGCUCUGCACACUGGACUACACAGAUCACACCAGAUGUCUCCCCACACGAGUCCACUUUGAAAGUGAAGACAAGCAGCUUUCUGAUUCUCCAGAAUGGAAGAAAAACUGGAGCUUACUUAUGGAGACUCCUGUGCACAAAGCUUUACUAACCAUGAAGGAAAUGGGAAACAUUGUUUAAUUCAUUCAGUAAUAUGUAUAAAAUUAGCUUUUUGUUGCAUUUUGAUAUACAUACUCAUAGUUCAUGAUGAACACCUUCAGUUUGGUUUUUAAGGUUCUGAGUUGCGAGAGAGUAAAAUCUCCAAACUUUCAAGUUCCUCUAUGGAGGUUCCAUAACUUCAUCCAUGCUGUCGUUAUCUUUCAACUUCUCUAUAAAUGCUGUCACCCUCUUGUGUAAAGUCUCUCUCUGAAGCAGCCUCAGCCUCUCGAUUUCCUCUUGGGCUUCCUGCUGUUGCCUGGCCAGUUCUUUUUCUGAUAUUGAGUCAAUAGUUGCAAUUUUUUUCAUCUGCAUAAGUGACAGGUUGCUUUGGAUGUUGCCUCUGUGUCUCACUGAACUUGUGGGUUUAAUUGACAGUGGGGGUGCUGAUAUGGACCGACCCCGCUCCACGAGUUCAGAUCCUAUAUAGGAGUUGCUAGAACGCAGUCUUCCAUGAGAUGUGGAAAUCCCCCUGCAGAAGUGUGUCUCUGCGUUUUUGUACUCGUCAAUUUCUUUCAGAGCAAUGCUGAGUGUAGCUUUUGGUUCGCAGACUUGUACCAUCGCCACUCGUCUUGUUUCAUGGAUCAGUUUGUCCCUUCUCUGUUGAAGCAUUUUCCGGGUGUAUCUGUGCUGUUUGUCUAACAUGUUCAGUUUGUGCUGCAGAUCUCGGUCCUCCUUUUGGUUCAGCACUCUCAGCACUCCUUGACGUUCAGGUCCUCUGUAGAUUUGCUCCAUUAUAUCCAAGAACUAGAGGGAGGAAAGCAUUUCUGAGCCCACUGUUUUGCUUUUGUUUUUAAAUUAAAGCCAAAAAGAGAAAUUUUAUUACCUGAUUUUUUUUUCUUUUUCUUUUGUGCACUGUUCCAUUGAGGGCAGUCCAACAGGUAUAUUUGCUGCCAUGGCUGUCUCAGCAUAUGUAAUAUAAUAGCCUAUUGUAAAGUGUCCAGUGAAAGGGGCUGUUGGUCAAUGCAAGUGUGCAGUAAUUGUUCAUCAACACAUUCCGUAGAGAUUUAGUUUCAGCACAGUCAGUGUUUCUCAUAUAUUACACAACUAAUAAAUAUGACUGUGUUAAGUACUUCUCUGAUUUUAAGCAGUUUCUGUUUCACACACUUCACUAUUUAGAAUGUAGUUUGUGAUAAAGGUGAUGUACUAAUUUUAAUCAUAAUAAAAAUUAAUUGUAAAUGUA
Messenger RNA from Archocentrus centrarchus (flier cichlid), 2195 nucleotides. RefSeq names its product centromere protein O (gene cenpo). Lineage: Eukaryota; Metazoa; Chordata; Actinopteri; Cichliformes; Cichlidae. Gene Ontology annotation, cellular component: kinetochore; Mis6-Sim4 complex. The coding region runs from base 104 to 997 and encodes 297 amino acids. The record is from RefSeq and is a predicted model, not a curated record. The transcript is spliced from 6 exons.